AUGGGAUUACGUUUGGGAAGUUUGAGCUUUAACGACCAGCUAAUUUUAGUUGCCAGCGCAGUAACGGUUAUUGAAACGGCACCUCCAACGAAACCCUUAAGUGAUGUUUCAAUUACAACUACAACACAAAGACAACCAGUUGAAGAAAUUCAACUGGUUCAGCCUCAUUUCAUAACAAUCGAAAGUUUGGAAACGUUGUUGAAACAUGCCGGGGAAAUUUUCCGACCAGAGUCUUAUCAAUUCGAACAGGCGAAAACUGAACACCAGGCAGAGGGUUCAGAUAAAUUGCAUAAGCCUCAUCAACAAAUGCAGCCACCAUUGGAUCAACCUUACAGCUUUUAUUUACCUUUAUAUGAUUAUGUUAAUGAUAAUUUGGAUGAGAAAAGUCGUAAUAUGGAAAAAUUAGUGCCACCUCCAUUGCCAAGUGAUAAUAUCAAUUAUUAUGCUACUAAACCAAAGAAAUUACCAAAAAAAUUUAAUGCUGAAACGAAACAAGUCAAUUUGAAAUGGUUAAAUAAGUAUGAAACAGAAGCUCUAACAGAUUCAUCAAGACAUUUGCCUGAGGGAGUUUAUGUGGUCAAUGAUGAGCGAAGCCGAAUAAAUUUUGAUGAUUCUUUUUUUGGCGAAGAUGUUGCAGUAAAAUUUCCAGAUAAUCAGCCACAUAGAACUUUAAAGAAAACCGUUUCAAAAACGAAUGCCGAUGGUUACCUUAAUAUGGGUGAAGAGUUAUCAGAAGAGGAUCUCCUAGCAGUUCCAGCAUUACAAUUUCCAAAUGUAAGCAUAGAAGGAAAAGUACAACAUUAACAUAUUUUUGGAGUAAAUUUAUUAAAUAAUUAAA
Teleopsis dalmanni is the source of this 838-nucleotide messenger RNA. RefSeq lists its product as uncharacterized. Bases 1 to 804 code for a protein of 267 amino acids. The record is from RefSeq and is a predicted model, not a curated record. The transcript is spliced from 2 exons. Lineage: Eukaryota; Metazoa; Arthropoda; Insecta; Diptera; Diopsidae.